Molecule: messenger RNA, 1260 nt
Organism: Esox lucius (northern pike)
Lineage: Eukaryota; Metazoa; Chordata; Actinopteri; Esociformes; Esocidae
Gene: mterf4
Product: mitochondrial transcription termination factor 4
Exons: 4
Coding region: 52-1077 (341 amino acids)
Biological process (GO): regulation of DNA-templated transcription
Molecular function (GO): double-stranded DNA binding
Source: RefSeq, a predicted model, not a curated record
UUCUGAACGAACGACACAAGUCUAGAGGAACUAUUUUGCUGACGGACGAACAUGAGCGUUGUUCCCGGGCGACAGGUUCUUCAAUGGACUCUGAGAAAUGCAACCUGCCCUGUCCUGAGUAUAAGAACCAUCCUUGGAAGACACAAACCAGUUUUCUCAAUAUGCAGGCUCUACUGUUCCACCCACAACCAGGCUAGCACCCCUCAUCAACCCACCACCCUGUCACAGCAACAACUGCAGCCUGGGAGGGAACUGUCCCUGCAAGCUCUCCUCGACAUGGGCUUCACAGACACCCAGGCAGAUCAAAUGCUUGAGCAAGCAACCCAGGGUAGAGCAGGGCAGAGUGAACAUGCCACUUCUACUCUUAUGGUUCUGUUUGUUCUGGGCUUCAAGCCAUCUAAUGUGCUGAAGGUGUUGGAAAAGUGUCCAGAGUUAUUCUGUGUGAAGGGCACUCAUCUUGAGCAACGUAUGGACAACCUGAGGAGACUGGGUCUGCUUGAAGGCGGUCUCCAGCGGGUGGUGAUUCACUAUCCUCAGAUCCUGACCCUUCCUUUAAAACGGGUGAACACAGUGGCCCGGUUCCUCAAGGAGAAGUGUGCUUUUACUGUCCAGCAGGUCACCGACAUCUUGAGGGACUGUCCUGCUGUGGUGCAGUAUGACCUGGGUCAGCUGGAGUACAAGUUCCAGUAUGCCUAUUUCCGCCUGGGGGUCAGGCAGUCGGAGAUUGUGAAGUCCAAGCUGUUCCGUGUCCCUCUGGAUGAAGUACGCGGCCGUCACUGCUUCCUGGAACGGAGGGGUCUCUACCAGACCCCAGACAAGAAGGGCCAGACCCUCAUUGUCAACCCCAAACUAAAUGACUUCCUUGCUGUCCCAGAAGAAACCUACGUAACCAACGUCGCCAUGGCAACACAGGAGGAGUUUGAGGUGUUCAAGAAGCUGAUGGCAAGGGAAUGGCUAGAGUACGAUGAUUGUCAGGAAAGGGACAUGGUAGCUGACAGUGAUGAUGCGGAAGAUGACGAUGACAGCGAGGAUGAGGACAAUUUGAAAAAUCCGUACAGGAAAAGAAGAAAGCGAUGAUGGUAAAGACUGAGUGUGACAUCUGAUAUCUGAAAAAUAAUCGACAUUCAAAAUGAUCUAGCCUGAAAUCACAAUACAAAAGAGGUUGAUCGCUUACAUUUUGACUGUUAUAUGAACAUUGAGUACCACUGUGUGUCAUCAAUGACUGUCCAUUCAUUGAAUAAACGGACAAUUGUAAAAACA